CAGAUCUAUCACAUGAAAAAAAUGGCUAUGGAAAAUGCCUCUUCAGUGACUGAGUUCAUUUUCAUGGGAUUAACAGCCCAACCUGAGCUCCAGCUGCCUUUGUUUUUCCUGUUCUUGGUGAACUAUUUAGCCACUGUGAUGGGAAACCUGAGCCUAAUGAAUCUCAUUUUCCUGAAUUCACAUCUUCAUUCCCCUAUGUACUUUUUUCUCUUCAAUUUGUCCUUUGUUGAUUUCUGUUAUUCAUUUGUCUGUACCCCCACAAUGCUGAUGAGUUUUGUUUUAGAGAAGAACACCAUCUCCUUCACAGCAUGCAUGACUCAGCUCUUUUUCUUCUGCUUUUUUGUUGAUUCUGAGUGCUGUGUGCUGACAGCCAUGGCCUAUGAUCGCUACUUGGCCAUCUGUAAGCCCUUGAUGUAUGCCAUCACUAUGUCUCCUAGGACCUGUUGUCUGUUGAUGUUUGGUUCAUACUUGAUGGGGUUCGCUAGCGCCAUGGUUCACACAGGGUGCAUGGUCAGACUGAUCUUUUGUGAUUCCAACAUCAUCAAUCACUACAUGUGUGAAAUCUUCCCUCUUCUACAGCUCUCCUGCAGUAGCACUUAUACCAAUGAGCUCGUGAGUUCUCUCAUUGCCAGUAUAGUUGUCGUUGUGUCUAGCCUCAUCAUUUUAAUGUCAUAUGCUUCAAUCCUUUUAAAUAUCAUUCAGAUGUCAUCAGCUACGGGUUUGUCCAAAGCCAUGAACACUUGUGGUUCUCACAUCGCAACUGUUGGUUUGUUCUAUGGAUCUGGGCUGCUUACUUACAUCACACCAGCAUCUGCGGAGUCUGUGGAUCAGGGGAAAUUUUUCUCAGUGUUUUACACCCUCAUGGUGCCCAUGCUAAAUCCCAUUAUUUACAGCCUUAGGAACAAGGACGUCAAAAUAGCAGUGAAGAGAACCAUUAAAAGAAUCACAAACUGA
Messenger RNA from Nannospalax galili (Upper Galilee mountains blind mole rat), 954 nucleotides. Its product is annotated as olfactory receptor 143-like. Gene Ontology annotation, biological process: G protein-coupled receptor signaling pathway; sensory perception of smell. The record is from RefSeq and is a predicted model, not a curated record. The coding region runs from base 13 to 954 and encodes 313 amino acids. Gene Ontology annotation, molecular function: odorant binding; G protein-coupled receptor activity; olfactory receptor activity. The transcript has 2 exons. NCBI's taxonomy places the organism in Eukaryota, Metazoa, Chordata, Mammalia, Rodentia, Spalacidae. Gene Ontology annotation, cellular component: membrane.